Molecule: messenger RNA, 312 nt
Organism: Lichtheimia ornata
Lineage: Eukaryota; Fungi; Mucoromycota; Mucoromycetes; Mucorales; Lichtheimiaceae
Exons: 2
Coding region: 1-312 (103 amino acids)
Source: RefSeq, a predicted model, not a curated record
AUGGAGACGCAUCACGGCAGACAAGUAAUUAUGUCGCUCACACAUCCUCUUCUUGUUCGCUGGAAAAGCGAUGAUCGUGACGUCAAUGUGUUGAUACGAUUCAAGGCCAAGAUGGAUGCUCAAAGCGAUACAAGAUUGAGGAUACAUGCCUGGAUGAUGGGUACACGUGAUUUUUCAUGGACACUACAACGGUGUCACUACCGCAUUGGAUUCAAGCAAGACAACCUCUUCUUGUACAAGCGUGAUGAACAGCAGCCCUCGUUUUGUUUCACAACGGAGAUCAAAGCAGAUCCAGCAGUCCGAAGGCUAUAA